Messenger RNA from Pelobates fuscus (common spadefoot toad), 1615 nucleotides. RefSeq names its product heterogeneous nuclear ribonucleoprotein A3 (gene HNRNPA3). Gene Ontology annotation, biological process: mRNA splicing, via spliceosome. NCBI's taxonomy places the organism in Eukaryota, Metazoa, Chordata, Amphibia, Anura, Pelobatidae. Bases 62 to 1189 code for a protein of 375 amino acids. Gene Ontology annotation, molecular function: mRNA 3'-UTR binding. The record is from RefSeq and is a predicted model, not a curated record. The transcript has 12 exons. Gene Ontology annotation, cellular component: catalytic step 2 spliceosome.
CUUUCUUGUCCUUUCUCUCUCGCUUUCGGUGUGUGUGUGUGGCGGCAGCAGCGGGUGAACGAUGCCUCGCGGUUCGAUGGAGGAUCACUGGACUUCGUCUGAAGACCAGGGACAUGAGCCUAAGGAACCUGAGCAACUGCGUAAGCUGUUCAUUGGUGGCUUAAGCUUUGAGACUACAGAUGAUAGCUUACGGGAACACUUUGAGCAAUGGGGGAAGCUAACAGACUGUGUGGUUAUGAGAGAUCCUCAAACAAAACGCUCCAGGGGCUUUGGUUUUGUCACAUACUCAUGUGUAGAAGAAGUAGAUGCUGCCAUGUCUGCCCGGCCACACAAAGUUGAUGGACGUGUUGUUGAGCCAAAACGAGCAGUUUCCAGAGAAGAUUCAGUUAGACCUGGUGCACAUUUGACUGUGAAAAAGAUAUUUGUUGGUGGCAUUAAAGAAGACACUGAAGAAUACCAUUUACGAGAUUACUUUGAGGGUUAUGGCAAAAUUGAAACUAUCGAAGUUAUGGAGGAUCGUCAAAGUGGGAAGAAGAGGGGAUUUGCUUUUGUUACAUUUGAUGAUCAUGAUACAGUUGAUAAAAUUGUUGUUCAGAAAUACCACACAAUUAAUGGGCAUAACUGUGAAGUAAAGAAGGCCCUUUCCAAACAAGAGAUGCAGACUGCAAGCUCUCAAAGAGGCCGUGGAGGUGGCGGUAGUAACUUCAUGGGCAGAGGCGGAAAUUACGGAAGUGGAGGUGGAAACUUUGGCAGAGGUGGUGGUGGUGGAGGUGGUAGUGGUGGAUUUGGAAAUAGAGGUGGCUAUGGCGGUGGUCGUGGUGGCUAUGGUGGCGGUGGUGGUGGUGGUGGUGAUGGAUAUAAUGGCUUUGGUGGAGAUGGUGGUAACUAUGGUGGCGGCCCUGGCUAUGGAGGACGUGGUUAUGGUGGAAGCCCAGGGUAUGGAAACCAAGGUGGUGGAUAUGGUGGCAGUGGUGGAUAUGAUGGCUACAGUGAAGGUGGAAACUUUGGAGGUGGUAACUACAAUGACUUUGGAAACUAUGGAGGGCAGCAGCCAUCAAGUUAUGGGCCCAUGAAGGGAGGCGGUGGAAGCUUCAGCGGUAGAAGCUCUGGAGGAAGUGGCAGUGGCCCCUAUGGUGGUGGCUAUGGAUCUGGUGGUGGAGGCGGCAGCUACGGAAGCAGAAGGUUUUAAGACUUGCGGCAGAAAAGGCUACAGUUCUUAGCAAGAGAGCGAGGAGUUGUCAGGAAAGCUGCAGGUUACUUUGAGACAGUCGUCCAUGUGCAUUAGAGGAACUGUAAAAUCUACCACAGGAAGAACGAUGAUCCAUAGUCAGAAAGUUACUACAGCUUAAAAAGGAGGCUUUUCUUGUUCAGGACUGUCAUAGCCACAGUUUGCAAUCAGUGCAGCUGAUAAUUAAUGCAAUGUAGAGCUGAUUAGAUGUACAUUCCUGAGGUCGUUUUUUUUUUUCGUUUUUUUUUUUAUAUAUAUAUCUGUAGAAGUGUCUCCCAUUUCCUUUUAUUAUAUAUUUUUUCCCCAUUACAUCAGGUAUAUUGCCCUGUAAAUUGUGCUAGUACUACCAGGAAUAAAGAAAUAAGGAAUUUUUUAACUUUUAAAAAA